Clupea harengus (Atlantic herring) is the source of this 2091-nucleotide messenger RNA. It is a transcript of the gene jkamp, whose product is annotated as jnk1/mapk8 associated membrane protein. The record is from RefSeq and is a predicted model, not a curated record. Gene Ontology annotation, molecular function: ubiquitin protein ligase binding. Gene Ontology annotation, biological process: response to unfolded protein; ERAD pathway. Lineage: Eukaryota; Metazoa; Chordata; Actinopteri; Clupeiformes; Clupeidae. Gene Ontology annotation, cellular component: membrane.
AAGAAGUUAGAAGACCUAUCAGUCUUCCGGUGCUGCUGAUAUUGGUUGCUUUCGUAGGUUGUGGACCAAAUGUCAGAGGAACUCUCUUAAAACAUCUUUUGGAUGUAUAGCAACAUUUAUUAUGGCUGUUGCAAUGAGUUCUACCUGUCCGGGCCUUUACUGCGGGAAAAUCCUGAUGGCCAAUGGAUCAAUUGAAGGAGAGUGUGGGGUAUGUCCAAGGGGGGAGAGGACAAAUAUGCAGAAGAUUUGUGAGAAAUGCGGCGAGACUCCAGACCUCUAUGACUGGCUCUACCUGGGCUUCAUGGCGAUGCUUCCGCUGGUCCUACACUGGUUCUUCAUAGAGUGGUACUCUGGGAAGAAAAGUUCCAGUGCACUUUUUCAGCACAUCACCGCCCUGUUUGAGUGCAGCGCGGCUGCACUGGUCACCCUGCUGGUGAGCGACCCCGUGGGUGGGCUGUCCAUCCGAUCCUGCCGUGUCCAGAUGCUCUCUGAUUGGUAUACCAUGCUCUACAAUCCAAGCCCGGACUACGUCACCACCUUACACUGCACCCAGGAAGCUGUGUUCCCGCUAUACACAAUAGUGCUGAUCUACUACGCUUUCUGCCUGGUGUUCAUGAUGAUGCUGAGGCCACUCCUGGUGAAGAAGAUUGCCUGUGGUCUGGGGAAGUCCGACCGCUUCAAGAGCAUCUAUGCUGCUCUCUACUUCUUCCCCAUUCUCACGGUGCUGCAGGCGGUGGGAGGAGGCCUUCUGUAUUAUGCCUUUCCAUACAUUAUUCUUGUUUUGUCUCUGGUCACACUGGCGGUAUACAUGUCCGCUUCAGAAAUACAGUCUUUCAAAAACCUUGUCGCCAAGAAGAAGAGACUGGUGGUGCUGUUCAGUCAUUGGCUCCUCCAUGCUUAUGGCAUUAUCUCCAUCUCCCGAUUGGAUAAGCUGGAGCAAGAUCUGCCCUUAUUGGCCCUUGUGCCUGGCCCUGCUCUCUUCUACCUGCUCACAGCCAGGUUCACUGAACCUAAUAGGAUAAUAUCAGAGGGAGGCAAUGGGCACUGACCACCGGUUAGGAGGUUUCGCAGUGUCCACUGGAGUCGCAGUCUGUCAGGAAAUCAAGGCUUGAAAUAUGAAGGCAGUGGGCCUUGUGGCUUUGGUGAUCCAGAAGGACUUGCUCACUUGUCUCAGAGGGUUGCACUGCAAAGAUGGCUGUUCUUAUGUCGUUUCUGAUGAACAAAUGUACAGUGUUGGUCACAGUAGUUGUUGAAUGGUAUGGGUGGAAUUAUAUUUCAAGCGUAUUCUUGUUUUGAAGACGUGCGUUUGUAAGGGAUUUUAAAAUUAAAGUAAUUGAUUUAAGAGUCUCCUUCCAGAGAAGAAAUGGCAUAUUUAUAAUGUAACUUUCAAACUGUUCACUGUCAUUGUACAUAACUGUAAAGAAUAUUUUAUUUAUAUUGCAAGUAUUGUAUGUUGUUAAAUGGUAUUUAAGUGUAUUUUGCUGGAUCUCUAAGCUUUUACCUAUAAAAAGUGAGAAUGUUCUGUUGAAGCAUUAUCCCUCCAAACAUUUAUAUUGUAAGUGUUCACUGUUGUGUUAAUGAUUAUACUUGAGUGAGUACAAAAAUGUAUAUCUAUGUAUCACAGUUUAAGCAGUUAAUUCUUAGACAGAAUGAAGAGUAUGUAAAACACAGUGCCAAAAAUAUUCUGCUUCAUUGCUUGCAGUAUGUGCAUACACAGAUGUGAAAGACAGACAGGAAAUGGAGGUGCUGAAAAAAAGCAUAAAACAGCUUUCAUAAAGCAUGUAAUUCCACAUUGUUUCUGGUGAAUGUGAGUUUGGCAGUCCCAGUUGGUCAGUCUUUGGUUUUAGUCUGAUCUAGUAAUACAAAUUUGAAUCUGUUAACUGCAUGUCUUAUUUCUAUUUCUUCUCUCUGUUAACUACACGAAUGGUGGACCCCGAAUGUUUCCAGGGUUAUUUGAAUGUCACAAAUGUGGUCUUUGUUUUGCGCUGACUGUCUUUGGAACACCCCUAGUUAUCCGUGUCAGAUCUAUUUCAAACGUGGAUUCUUUUGUUUUACAUAAAUACUCACACCAUAUAAAAUGAAAACACUUCA